UUAUCUGUGUUCUGUAUAAAUAUUGGAAAAGUGUUUUGUCAUUGGAGUUUCAAUUUAAAAUAUCAUUUGUAUUUUCAAAUUGUUGUGAUAACUUUGAUGAAAAUGGCUUUUAUGGGAGACAUGAUGAGCCCAGCUCCUCUUUGGCACAAUGGACCGUCUCCAGGAUCAUUUUAUAACUUCCCAGCAAAUCAAUCAAAUUUUAGUCCUGCCUCGCGGCCUGUUCAAGAUUGUAGAACCCAUUCUGCAGCACCAAUUACAACCACCACAUCAGUAAUAGCAGUGAAAUUUGAUAAGGGAUGUGUGAUAGCUGCCGAUACACUUGGAUCAUAUGGAUCAUUGGCAAGAUUCAGAGAUUGCCCCAGGGUCAUGAAAGUGAACCAUCUGAUUAUGCUUGGUUCCGGUGGAGAUUAUGCAGACUUCCAAUACUUAAAAGACAUAAUAGAGCAGAAAAUUAUUGAUGAGCAAUGUAUGGGUGAUGGCCUUCUCCUUAAACCUCGGUCUCUCCACUGUUGGCUGACCCGUGUACUGUACAAUAAGAGGAGCAAGAUGGAUCCAUUGUGGAAUAACUAUGUUGUAGCUGGGAUACAGGAUGGCGAACCGUUCCUCGGAGCAGUUGAUAAACUUGGUACAGCUUAUGAAGAUGCAGCUAUUGCUACAGGUCUUGGUGCUUACAUGGCAACACCCCUGAUAAGAGAUGCUCUGGAACAGGGCCCGCUUGAUGAAGAGAAAGCCAAAGCCCUUGUUCGCAAAUGUAUGGAAGUACUGUUCUACCGCGACGCACGGUCCUUCCCUCGCUACCAGUUGGGUGUUGUCACUGAGGCAGGUGUCACUAUCGACGCUCCUGUCGAAUUGAAACAUGAUUGGAACUUAGCCCACAUGAUUGUAAUGAAGUGAUUCAAUAAAAUAUGGUCUUUGUAAUAA
Leptidea sinapis is the source of this 921-nucleotide messenger RNA. RefSeq names its product proteasome subunit beta type-4 (gene Prosbeta7). Gene Ontology annotation, cellular component: proteasome core complex. Bases 97 to 894 code for a protein of 265 amino acids. The record is from RefSeq and is a predicted model, not a curated record. Lineage: Eukaryota; Metazoa; Arthropoda; Insecta; Lepidoptera; Pieridae. The transcript is spliced from 5 exons.